GGAAAUGCGUGCAGAUGUAAAGUGGAUUCUUGACAAAUUCAAAGAAAUCAUGGGAACAACUACACGAACGGAAACAUUUGUUAUGGACUGCGAACGAGCAGAAAGCGCGACUGUCCGUAUCACACACGGUCAUGCAAACAUUAUUUUGUGCGCCUUUCACGUAUGUCGCGCUUUCUGCAAAAAGGUACACUAAUGGUUGUUUACAUAAAAUUGCCCUUAGGCACACGACAAAAUAUUGAGAACGUACGUAAGUCGAUUGGUAACCGCAGAAAAGUUUGGAAGGUAUUUUUUAAAAUGUAUUUAUUCAGUAGAUUUAACCAAUAUUUCAGAAUAAUUAACCAGAGAGACAGACGAAUAGGCCAGUAUCUAUCUCGCUUUUGGAUGUCGCGUAAAAGUAUGUGGGCGCUUGCGUUUUAUAGCAGUCUUCUAACUCUGGGCAACAACACGAAUAAUAGUGUUGAGUCGCUCAACUGCCAAAUAAAAAGAUAUGUACGCAAAAUGGACAGUUUGCACAAAUGUAUAUACAAGGUUUUCAAAUGGAUUACAAUAACAUCGUCUAGAAGAAGUGUUGAAGAUACAAUAAUGGCCGGAAGAACCUGUAAAUAUGAUGUUCCACAGCGCAUACUUCCGUCGCUAAACAUGCUGACGCCCUUUGCACGUUUAAAAGUCUUAUACGAACUGAAGAAAAUGCGUUUUGCCUACGUGGAAUCUGAAAACGGUGACUGGUUGUUUACGGUUGACUGCGGACAGCAUUAUGAAGUGGAUGUAAGCACUUGUGAAUGCAAUUGUAGAAUAUUUGUUACGUGUCGAUAUCCUUUUCGAAAAGGCAUUUGAUAGCGUGGACAGAACAACACUAUGGAAACUUCUUCGACACUACGGCGUGCCUCAGAAG
Messenger RNA from Schistosoma intercalatum, 892 nucleotides. The record is from the annotation of a GenBank genome assembly. Lineage: Eukaryota; Metazoa; Platyhelminthes; Trematoda; Strigeidida; Schistosomatidae.